UAGGCACGUUGCUAGAAGUUAGCGUUGUCACGGUUGACUAUCCAAUCCAGGAUCUUCCACAGGGUUGUGCAGUAAAAUGGCUAAAGCUGGAACAUUAAGAAGGUUUUCUAGAUUACUGACAAAUAACAUUUACAUUAGCCUUGGUCGCUCAUGUUGUGGGAUCAAGCAAGAAUUUCACACAGGACCUAAAGUCUGCAAAAGUCAAACCUAUCAGAAGAGCAAACAAGAGAAGCAAUAUGAGGAGCAGCAAAGAAGGAACGAGGAUGCAGGAGAGUUGACAGAGUUAGUGCGAGACUUCUUACUGCCAGACGAGUUCUACAAAUCCUGUCUCAAUAUCGGCGUGGACUUCUUCUGUGGUGUACCAGACUCACUAUUGAAAGAUUUUUGUGCCUAUGUCACACAAAAUGCACCCAAAGAAAAGCAUGUUAUCACUGCAAACGAGGGCAAUGCUGUAGCUGUAGCAACAGGUUAUCACCUAGCAACUGGCAAGCACCCUAUGGUAUAUCUGCAGAAUUCUGGUUUGGGCAAUAUUAUUAACCCAGUAAUGUCGCUGACUUCCCCGUCAGUAUACAGUGUGCCUAUGAUCCUUCUAAUUGGCUGGAGAGGGGAACCAGGCAAGAGAGAUGAACCACAACAUCUGGUACAGGGGCAGGCAACUCCAGGACUUCUUGCUGCCCUAGGAAUUCCUUUCCAACCACUUCCUGACUAUGAAGAUGGUGCUGAUCAGGCUUUGCUGACUGCUAAACACUACAUGGAGAAGUCUAAUGCACCCUAUGCAUUUCUUGUCAAGAGACAAACAUUUGCACCAUACAAACUGAAGAAGAUACCAACACCAGAGGAGUACAAGUUGUCUAGAGAGGAAGCGAUGAAGAUUAUAAUAGAUAACCUGAGUCAGAAGGAUGUGGUAAUUAGUGCCACUGGAAUGUUGUCAAGGGAACUGUUUGAGUACAGGGUUGCCAAGGACAUGGGCCAUGAGAAAGACUUUUUAACAGUGGGAUCUAUGGGGCAUACCUCCACAAUAGCCCUAGGGGUGGCCAUGCAGAAACCCAAGAGACAGAUCUUAUGUUUGGACGGAGAUGGCUCAGUCAUCAUGCACAUGGGAGCCAUGGCAACAGUUGGCCAGUCAAAUCAGACCAAUUUCAAACACAUCAUCAUCAACAAUGGCGCCCAUGAUUCUGUAGGAGGACAACCAACAGAUGCAGCCAACCAUGACGAGUUCUCAUUUUCAAAAAUUGCUGAAGGAUGUGGAUACAGAAGGACAAUGGUAGCUGUUACCCCAGAGGAGGUGGCACAAUGUGUACUGGACAUGAGGGGGAUGGAUGGACCAGUCCUUCUGGAGAUAAAAUCAAGGACAGGAAGUCGUAAAGAUCUGGGCCGGCCCACUAGGUCGCCCAUAGAGAACAAGGAGGAUUUUAUGCAUUUCUUGGCAAUCAAUUAAAAAUAGUAUUUUCUAGGGACUAUUUUCUGAUCAGUGUUUGAAAAGAGACUGAUUAUUAUGAGUAUUUGAAAUCUCUUUGUCAGUCUUUCAUACAUUUCUUUAAUGAAAAUGUGUUCAGAAAUAAUUUUUUUUUUAUUGUCUGUCCCUGUUCACUUACAAUCAAUCCAGGUUCAUAUGCUGUUUACAUGUACAAGACCAAUAUUUGUUUUCAAUUCCAUUGAUUUUAGCAUGAAAUCUUUUGUAUAAGAAUUCAUUAUAAUUAUAAUCUUUUUGAUACUUAC
Molecule: messenger RNA, 1719 nt
Organism: Saccostrea echinata
Lineage: Eukaryota; Metazoa; Mollusca; Bivalvia; Ostreida; Ostreidae
Product: phosphonopyruvate decarboxylase-like
Exons: 11
Coding region: 77-1438 (453 amino acids)
Biological process (GO): organic phosphonate biosynthetic process
Molecular function (GO): thiamine pyrophosphate binding; magnesium ion binding; phosphonopyruvate decarboxylase activity
Source: RefSeq, a predicted model, not a curated record